GAGCAGACAAACCAGUUUCAAACUAUGAACGGAUUUGCAGUUCUAGAAAUGGAACAAUGUGAUGCAAAUGAAGGAAAUCAUAUGAUGGGUAAAGGAGAAACAUAUGCUCUAAAUAACAGAGCUAAUAUAGAGCCAAAUGGGAAGGUAAUUGCAGCAGCAGAUGUUACCAAUACAAUAACAACUCCUACUGUUCAGACACACAGAUUAUCAAAAGUGACGAAGCCGUUAAAUCCAAAUGCUACUGCUUUUAAGCUUAUUGAUAAAGAGAAUUUGAACCAAUCGCAGUCACAACAAGAAUCUACUGCACAAUGGGCUAAUAAGGUUUUUGGAAGCAAGUUAGUUACCACUAAUCAAUCGUGUCAAGAUAUCCCAUCUCAGUCCAUGGAUACAUAUGGUAUAUCUGAACAGGUGAAUGAGAAAGAUAGAUUAGCUUUGACUAGCAGCAAACUAUGGGAGGAUCAAGCAGAAGAAGACUCCGAAGAAGUUCAAAUUGAAGAACUCACAAGUUUGAUAAAUGAGAGGCAAGAUUCUAAUUUCUACAUUGUCUUAGUUUAUCAUUUUCAAAGCAUCAUCACUUGUAAUAGCGUCAUAGAGUAUGUUAUAAACUCUAUGGCGAUCAUAGAGUACUUGGUACUUUCAAGUUCCUAUUUUUUACAUGCUUGCUAGAAGAUGAGGCUUUAUCUUUGCCUCAAUAGGAUUGGUAAGGUAAGGGUUAGCACGGUUAGUGUUGCCUUGGUCAUAUGCCUUUG
This is a messenger RNA of Nicotiana tabacum (common tobacco), 749 nucleotides long. Lineage: Eukaryota; Viridiplantae; Streptophyta; Magnoliopsida; Solanales; Solanaceae. The record is from RefSeq and is a predicted model, not a curated record.